This is a messenger RNA of Phyllostomus discolor (pale spear-nosed bat), 4246 nucleotides long. RefSeq names its product golgi membrane protein 1 (gene GOLM1). Gene Ontology annotation, cellular component: Golgi apparatus. Lineage: Eukaryota; Metazoa; Chordata; Mammalia; Chiroptera; Phyllostomidae. The transcript is spliced from 10 exons. The record is from RefSeq and is a predicted model, not a curated record. Bases 170 to 1354 code for a protein of 394 amino acids.
UCGCCGCUGCGGAGGACGGAGACGAGGCGGCGCUGGGCGCGCUACGCCGAGAGGACCGGAGUGCAAGGCCGGUGGCAGCGGGAAAGCGGCCUCGUGGCCUGGGAACCAGGCUUGCAGCGCCAAGCAGCCACCGGAGCUGUGGCAGGAGAUUCUCAGCCUGGCCUUUGAGAUGAUGGGACUGGGAAACGGGCGUCGGACCAUGAAGUCACCGCCCUUCGUGCUGGCUGCCCUGGUGGCCUGUAACAUUGUCUUGGGCUUCAACUACUGGAUUGCGAGCUCCCGGAGCGUGGACCUCCAGACGCAGAUCAUGGAGCUGGAAGGCAGGGUCCGCAGGGCGGCCGCCGAGAGGGGCGCCGUGGAGCUGAAGAAGAACGAGUUCCAGGGCGAGCUGGAGAAGCAGCGGGAGCAGCUCGACAAGAUCCAGUCCAGCCACAACUUUCAGAUGGAGAGCGUCAACAAGCUGCACCAGGAUGAAAAGGCGAUUUUGGUGAAUAAUAUCACCACAGGCGAGAGGCUCAUCAGAACCCUGCAAGACCAGUUAAAGGCGCUGCAGAAGAAUUACGGCAAGCUGCAGCAGGACGUCCUCCUGUUUCAGAAGAACCAGACCCACCUGGAGAAGAAGUUCUCCUAUGACCUGAGCCAGUGCAUCAAUCAGAUGAAAGAGCUGAAGGAGCAGUGUGAGGAGCAGAUAGAAGAAGUCACCAAAAAGGGGAACGAAGCUGUGGCUUCCAGAGACCCGAAUGGAAAAAGGGAACAGAGCCAGCAGCCCCACGCAUCCAGUGAGCCUCAGCCCCGGUCGCAGGAAGCAGGCCUGUCCCAGGCAGAGGGGCCACAAGGGAAAGGAAACGUGCCCAGUAACAGCAAGCCCCAGACACCAGCCCCCAGUUCGGAGGCGGCUUUGGAUGUGAGGAGAAAGGGUGAGAAAGAGGAGACCAAUGACAUUGAGGUCCGCAGUGAGGAGGUGCUGCGGAGGGACAGCCUGGGGCUGCCCCGGGAGCCGCACCAAGAGCAGGCCGUGGAAGAAGACGGACGUGCAGGAGGAGGAGCCAUGGGACACGCUGGAGACCUUGGCCCAACCUCGCAGGUGCCAACCACCCUGCUGUUGAGCCAGGAAAACCAGGAGGCAGAGGAGCCUGAGCGGGACCAGCUCGUCAUCCGGGACGGGCAGGAGGAGGAGCAGGGAGCUGGCGAAGAAGGGAGAAACCAGUCAAAAAUGGGAGGAGAUGAUGACUACAACAUGGACGAAAAUGAGGCCGAAUCGGAGACAGACAAGCAGGCGGCCCUUGCAGGGAAUGACAGAAACGUAAAUGUUCUUAAUGCUGAAAGUCAGAAAAGAGACAGUAAAUUUACUUGAUCAGCAUGAAAAGAGGAAUCACGUACUCUGAAUCAAACUGGAAUCACAUACUUCGUGUCGGGAUUGAACAGCGAUAACCACAGAAUCUUCACGAGGGACUGAAUACUGUGAAAUGUACUAAGUAAAAUAUACAUCUGAAGAUGAUUAUUAUGGAAUUUUAGCAUGUACUUUAUGUAGGAAAGUGAGAUUGUUUUUUAGAUGUUUUUUGGGGGGUUACUUUUGAAGCAUCCCUAUUAAAGAUGUUAAAAUGUGUUGGCUGAUAGGUAUUUCAUGAGAAGAUCAAUGCCAAAAAUAGAACACAAGUUCUCCAAGUACAUGGACAGUGCUUCUAGAAUUUAACUGUUUAAAAUAAAAGCAAGUCUGUAGGAAGAGUCCACCUUCUGGUGCAAAGGAGUGAUCUGCUGCACUUAGAAACUCCUUUUUCUCAGUUCCUUCCGAGUCCUUCUCUUCUCCAAAUGCCAGGGCGAGGGACGGUACCAGCCUGUCACUUCUGUUCUCCAUCAGCACUGGGUUCCUGGUUUGUGCUCUCGCCUGUCCAUUUCUGGUUCCUGUACUCAGUGGCCUGGAGCACUGACUGGUAACACGAACACCACCUACAGUAGUUUGAAUACCCAGGUGUUUUGUGGGAGAAUUUUUGAAGACUACUUGUAUAAUAGCCCUCAUAUUAAUGUUAAGUGGGUUGUAAUUUGAAAACUCGUGAUCUAUACUUAACUAAUAUGUGUAGGCAAAGCAAAAUCUUCUGUAAUUCAGUCCAUAGUACCACAAAAGGCCAAGUGGAUUAGACUUUGGACACAGCGGGGGCCAGAGCAAAGGUGCCCCCAGUGCCUGCUGCAGAGCGGUGAGGCAGCCCGGCACUGCAGGGCGGGUUUGUUGUGGACAGACUGCCGACUCCGCUGGAGGGAAAGAGGAGCAAGUUGAUGUUGAAGGGUAUGUACUAGUUUAGAAAGGCAAGACAAAUGUCAAUAGUGUUUUUGUCACAGUUUAUACAGUUAGCUUUUAACUAUGAAAACGGACUUAAAAAUCAAAAGUUAAUACUUGAAAAUGACUAAUAAUUUACAUCGAUAAUAGUGAUAUUAGAUUUGGCUUGUAUUGGUCCUUAUGUUUCAGGUAAAUAGGUUUUUGCCUCUUGUGAAUGGCGGGCAAAGCCGCAACUAACGACUUUCAUUGGGCCCUCUGAACAAAGGGUAAGUGGGCGGUGGUGCUUACUGCCAUGUGUUUGGGGUUGCAGGAGCUGAGAUCCAGUCUCUGCAGGUCACGUGGCAGGACUCCCUUGUUUCCAGAGAGGAAGCGGCCCGAGAAGUCAGGAGCCCAACUGGCCGCACGCCUGUGUGGACGUGCUGUGCCCCCGACAGUCCCUGAAGGCAGGCUGUGCUUUGCGUUCAGGUUAAGAGCUCUACCUUGAAUGUUCUUCAUGUGUAAUAUCCUUUUACCACCUCACUAAGAUUAAACCUUUUCACCCAGAAAAGGCCACUGAAGAAGUGUAAAAGUAGCUUUGUAAGAUUUUUAUCUAAGUCCUUGCCCGACACCCCUCUCAGCCUUAGGGAUGAUACGCUCUCUUGCUUUCUCAAAUAAAGCUUCUGUUCAUCUCUUGUUUAAUCAGUGUGCAGAGUUGCGGAGAAAUGAAAUUCUCUGUUAGUUCAGCUUUUAAAACUGUUUUCAGUUUUCCCUUCAUCCCAUUUGAUCCCUAAGGAAGCAGCUUUUAAAUUGUGGAGAUGGAACGUAAAUAUAAAUAACCCCUGUCACCUGACGACUUCGCCUGCGUUCCCAGAGGCAUGUCCGAGGGCCGCUCCUGCGGCAGGUGUGUACUGGGAGCCCCCCCCCCCCCCCCCCCCCCCCCGCCUGCUUUGUUGCCGCUGGCUCCUCUGGGAUCGCAGACACCUAUUCUGAAGCAACAAUUUAGAAGUAUCACAGCUGUUUAAAAAACAAAAAUCUGUGCAAUAAGCAUCAAGUAGAUAGUUUACCUCUGACCUUGGUCUCUUUAGUGUUACCCAAAAUUAAAUCAGCAGCUAUUUCAAUUUUAACAGGCAAACUCUUUAAUUCCCACUGUCUCGUCUCAGAUGGUGUUUGCACAGGAGUGAAAAGUCAUUUUAUCUUUUCUCCUGCAGGUAGGACUGCAAGUGGAGACUCCCUAAGCAACCUUGGAUUAGAUUUCCUAAGUAAUCUAAUCACGGCACAUACUUAAUGUAUGUACUUUUGUGUGAUGAAGUUUGAGAAAUAAACUAUUAUGUUGAUGUUAAAUAACUAGACUGAUAACUAGCAUGACUGUUUUAAUUGGCUGAGAGCUGGUUAUCCAUCCACAGCAGAACCUGGAAUGGUGAAGAGAAUUCAGCAUCCUUUAUGGUCCAGUGGGAAUUAGUCUAAUAAUCUUUCAGGCAAAAAUAUAAUUGGAGUAAUAGAACAAUGAAAAAAGAUUAUUAUUUAUAAAUGAUAUUUUAUAGGACACCGAACAACUUCUAACAUGUCUUUGAAACUAAUUUUAGCAAAAAUACAAAUUUAAAACAGAGGUUCCAUUAAUUGGGUUAUAUUAAUUCCCCCUGCCCCCUCAUGUCAGCUUAGACGCUGCAAAUGUUCAUUAGUGUCAGAAAGUUGGGGAAAGUUUAUUUUCAUUUUGUGUUUAAAUGUUUGUGUAUUUGUAGGCUAUUUCUUAGCUCUGAGAGCAACACUUUUUAAAGUGUACUAAGCUACUGUUCUUUAAAUCUGGUUUGUAAAAUUCUGGUUAUGUAUACGCUGAAUGGUGUGUAUCUCUGGGCAAGUUAAAUGACUUUGAAUAGUCUCAUCUUCAAAUUAUACAGACCUUCAGAUAAUGAGUUUUAUAACCAAGACCCUAACCAGUUGAGACAAGUGCUUGUUCUUUAUUCUUACUCCUUGGAAUAAAGUGCUACCUUGUCCUGA